AUGUUGUUGUAUCUCAAAUUUGUACCUCUUCGGGCAGUCUUGUGUCGACGCGUGCCUUCUUUUGCAUCGGCAAGAACAUUUGCGGACAAGAUUUCAGACGCAUACAAUCGAUCUGUACAGACAAAAGGGCAAGCGGUAAAGGAAGCACCUACCGGAUACAUGACGAAGGCAAAAUUUGAAGCGCAAAUGAAAUCACAGAGAGUCCAGAGCUCAGACGCUGAUCAUGGCGAAAUCCCGACAAAGUGGCAGAGGUUCUGUCUCGUCUUAACAAGGUUGUAUCAACGUAAGAGUGAUAUACCGGAAUAUGUCGCAAGUGGAACAAUGAAUCGUAUGCACGACAGGAUGCGAGUAGUUUUCAUCACUGUUGGAGUUUGCUGUUUCUUCGUACUCUUUUUUUAUGCUGAAUCUCAAACGGCCAGUAAAAUUGCGCGAGAUCGUGAUGCGGGUGUCUCCUUGACACAUAAGAAUUCGCCACUGUUUCCUAGUUUCGAUGGUGGUGGAGGUGAUGAUGAUUCAAGCUCAUUUUUCGGUCAGAUCGAACAGUUCAAUACAACAUUCGGUUGUUACAGUAUGAGUUAUUUCGAAAAAUUCUAG
Necator americanus (New World hookworm) is the source of this 594-nucleotide messenger RNA. RefSeq lists its product as uncharacterized. The transcript is spliced from 5 exons. Bases 1 to 594 code for a protein of 197 amino acids. The record is from RefSeq and is a predicted model, not a curated record. Lineage: Eukaryota; Metazoa; Nematoda; Chromadorea; Rhabditida; Ancylostomatidae.